Messenger RNA from Trypanosoma cruzi, 726 nucleotides. Its product is annotated as quinonoid dihydropteridine reductase, putative. Lineage: Eukaryota; Euglenozoa; Kinetoplastea; Trypanosomatida; Trypanosomatidae. The transcript has a single exon. Gene Ontology annotation, cellular component: cytoplasm. The record is from RefSeq and is a predicted model, not a curated record. Gene Ontology annotation, molecular function: NADH binding; NADPH binding; 6,7-dihydropteridine reductase activity. Gene Ontology annotation, biological process: tetrahydrobiopterin biosynthetic process; L-phenylalanine catabolic process. The coding region runs from base 1 to 726 and encodes 241 amino acids.
AUGGGAAGGGCGGAAAUGGCCCAAAAGAGCGGAUUGGUAUUGGGUGCAUGUGGUGCGCUUGGAGAAGCCGUAACAAAAUUACUACUGGAAAAAAAAUGGAAUGUAAUCGGAGUGGAUAUCGUCCCCAAAAAACUUCUAACAGAUUCUUACACACAUGUUGUUUUGGACAAUAUGGCCUCUGCCGAGGCCCAGCAGGGCGUGAUGCUCGAAGCUGUUGCUAAAAGUACACUUUUGGAUGCCGUCAUCAAUGUUGCCGGGGGCUGGGCAGCGGGUAGUGCAGCUGACAGUUCCGCUUCUUGUGCAAUGGAAUCUUUGAUUCGUCAGUCGUUGUUUUCUUCUAUGGCUGCUGCCCACUUGGUCUCCCAACGCGGUGGUAAAAACUGUUUUCAUUUAUUGCCAGGUGCAGCCGCAGCCCUUGGUCCAACCCCCGAAAUGUUGGGUUACGGGGUGGCGAAGGCUGGCGUGCAUCAAUUGACGAAGUCUCUUGCUGCCAGCAAUUCAAAGCUGCCGGAGGGGGCAUGCGUUGUGGCUCUUCUCCCCACAAUCCUUGACACCCCUGCAAACAGGAAGGCCAUGCCCAAUGCCGACAGGAGUUGUUGGACGCCCCUUGGUACUGUAGCGGAAUUUAUUGUGGAUUGGGCAAACGGCGUCAAUCGGCCGCCAAGCGGCUCGCUUGCUCUUGUAACUACAAAAGACGGGGGUACGAAGAUAACAUUUCAAUAUUGA